CGGUUCGGAUAUGUGGAUGAGUAGGCUAGAGGAUGUAGGGUCUGGAAGGCGGCUCAUGGAUCUAUGUGACAGCUAGAUUAUAAGAAUGAUGGCGUUAGCGUAGAUGGCGUUCGAAGCGUGAUGGGGAUUGCGAGCGGGAGGGAAUGACGAUAGUGAGUUGGUUCAGUUGUAACUGACAACGUGAGCGACGGAAAAGAUUGGGCUACGUUCAACUGUCGUCAACCGUCUGUGCGCGCGGAGCUGCCUUCAAAGCGCGCGAGCGUCUUUCAUCUUGGCUCCAUCUUCGUCUUCCAGCCUUCGUCUCCCACCGUUCUCCGCCGGUGGCUCCAAAUAUCUUCUUUCGUCUCCUUCUAAUCUCUCGCUCGCAGCUUUCGUUGUUUCCUUAUCCAUUCCUUCAAUCUUCGAUCGCCAGUCGCCGCCUUCUCUGAAAAUAUUGACUGCCGUGUGGACAACUAUGUUGCAUCUUCACUCUCUCAUUUGUCGCGGCCGUCGUCUGCAUUGCGACGCUUGACAAUUUCUCUUCACUUUACUGCGGUGUCAUAUCUCCUGCUUUUGUUGGUUUAUACCUUGUCAUGGCAAUCUUCUGAACUGUGAGGGUUUGCGUUAGGUCGAGUGUCUGACUGUCUCGAAAGUCGGCACAGUCUUCAUACCUUGUUUUCAACCUAUCCAUUUACUUGACUCUAUUAGUGAACCUUUUGCUAGGAUCACUUCAUAAAUGUAGACUGACUUUGAUUAUCCCUCAACGAUUGUUGCGAAUUGAGUUUGCAGCAAUAGUGCUAUUCUUGUCUGCUAGUUGUGUGCUUGUUCCACAUUGAAGUACACGCAUGGUGUAGCUUUACGUCAUCCUCUCUGCAAACUGUUCACAAUGGCCGUUUGUUAUUUCCGUUCAUCAGCUGGUGCCAAUUUGAGAUAGACUCUGAUAUAGACUUUAGUUAUCGAAUUAUGCCACGUCUUCUAGUGCGUGGUCAAUCCUGGCUAUGGUACGCAUCAGUCCCGACCGUGAUAAGUUGGUUUUGUCCAAUCGUGUAGCGACUGUUCCUAGUUUCGCACCAUCACGUAUGUCAUAGAUCCUGUCGGGUUUUUCUUCGGUGCUUGAUACCUAUCUGUAAGCUCAUGGCGCCUUGAACGAUGAUCUAAUUAAGUUGUAGCUACUGUUCAGCGUUAGUGACAGGAAGGUGGGAGAAAUUUUCAGUCCACAAUUCAAGCCACUCGCGCCUGUGAUUUUUGCCGGCUGUAGUACGAAGCUGAACUGAUUUUGGUAAAUUCUUAUCUCAUUUGGAAGGUUGCUAUCUUCUUGUUCAAUCUAAAAUGGCACGCUAAUUAAAACGGGAGUCUCAUCAUAGUUUUGAGAGUUCACACUUCAUGAAAUAUCGAGAACACUGGGAUUAGAUUGGUAAAAUAAUAAGACCGACACGAAAUAGAUGGUGCACUUCUGAAAGGUCUCCCGACAGGGUACUUACGAAAAAGUAGUCUGCAUCUGUCUACAUGACGCUUCGUACACUUUCCGAAAUAUUAUAUCACAACGCGGCGACUGGACAACAAUUUCACUGUGUAAGUGAAGGAAUUUGUGAACAUGAGUGUAAAGAACAUGAGACUAGAUACUGAAAAAGAUAAGAAUUGUUUAGACACUACUCGAGAUUUGUCCUGUGGCAUUCAGAUCUCGAGCAGUCUGCAAACACAACCCUCCUCUUACGCGUGUUGUACAUACACCCUAGCAUUAAGAUAGCUUCUGUCCUUUCGAGUCCACACAAUCUCCUUAUCCACUCCAAACGCCCACCUAUGCCGUUCUCAUCGUCACCACUUCUUUCUCCAGUGCCAAUCUGAAAGAACAGGCCAAAUACGGCGCUAUGCUUUCUCAACUAUCAUUAUUCUCAGAAGCGAAAUCACUCAAUUCUUCGUGCUCAUUGUCGGAUCCAUGCACGCCCCUUUGCUCUCAACGCAAUCUUUCUCUGAUGAAUUCUGGCAACCUGUGUGGAAAAUUCUGCAAUGAUAUGAUCACUUCUUGGCUAUAGCUCUGCUCGACGAUGAAAAAGCUCUUAAUUCCUCCUGCUGACUGGGAAGCUAUGUCUAGAAUACUCUUAAAUUACACCUCCAAAAACGGUCUUUCACCAAUGGCAAGGGACAUAUUGCCUCAUUCCUUUGCCACCCUGCCCCCUAUACGAUUGGUUCCUCAAAUUCCGCAUCCAUUAAAAACAAGCCUCCCAAGUUUAAGCUAGUGAGCUGGUAGCAAGGGGCGAUGGCGAGGCAUAAUGCAACAAAGCCUGUGACACUCAUUCUUGCUGCACUGAUGGUUCUUUCAGCCACCGACAACGUCGAAGGUCGUCAUCACGUCAGAGAUGGAAAAAACUGGCGCAAAGCUCAUGCAACUUUCUACGGGGGUGCUGAUGCUUCAGGAACUAUGGGCGGUGCAUGCGGUUACGGAAACCUCUACAGCACUGGCUAUGGAGUCGAUUCGACAGCUUUGAGUACAGCUCUUUUCAACAAUGGGGCAAAAUGCGGAGCUUGUUUUGCGAUCCAAUGCUAUCGUUCACAGUAUUGCGUUCCAGGUUCACCUGUAAUCACUGUCACAGCUACAAACUUCUGCCCUCCUAACCACAAAGGUGAUGGCACGCCAGGAUGGUGUAAUCCGCCAAUGCGUCACUUCGACCUUGCGCAGCCUAGCUUCACCAAAAUCGCUAAGUAUAGAGCCGGCAUCGUCCCCGUUCUCUUCAGAAGGGUACCAUGCGAGAAAAAAGGUGGCGUCAGGUUCACUAUCAAUGGAAAUAAGUAUUUCAAUCUCGUCCUAGUUCACAAUGUUGGUGGAAAAGGCGAUGUGCACGCAGUAGACAUCAAGGGAUCCAAUACAGAAUGGAUUCCCAUGAAGCGAAACUGGGGAAUGAACUGGCAGACAGAUGCUGUUAUGACUGGCCAGGCACUCUCCUUCCGAGUGACAACCAGUGAUGGUAAGACCAUAGUCUCUAUGAACGCAACGCCAUCUCACUGGAGCUUCGGCCAGACCUUCGAGGGAGGUCAGUUCGCUAUGAAUUGAAUUCUGUAACCCCAAGAGCGGUGCCACUCGAUGAAUGCUUUAGGCGAAGAGUUGAUCCACAAGGGAACCUAGACGCAGUUGAGUCUCAAUCUAGCUUCAUGAUAUUUGUUGAUACCUAUACUGGAUACCAAUCGGCGUCUUGAAUCCUCAACAUCUACCUUCCACGCUUUACCCAGAUAUCCCGAGAUCUGGCCAACGUGAACGGUUUUGAAAUUUACCAAUAUCAGUAGCACAUAAAACCCAUGGGGUACAAUGAUUUGUAGGUAGUGCGCAAUCAUGGGGAUCCAGGAUGUAUUGCCAAAGAAACGCAAGAAUUAUCUACAUUUGACAAUAAAAAGUUUGGCGGAACUGUAAACAGUGAU
Messenger RNA from Physcomitrium patens, 3390 nucleotides. Its product is annotated as expansin-A10. The record is from RefSeq and is a predicted model, not a curated record. Lineage: Eukaryota; Viridiplantae; Streptophyta; Bryopsida; Funariales; Funariaceae. Gene Ontology annotation, cellular component: extracellular region. Gene Ontology annotation, biological process: plant-type cell wall organization.